GGGAGAGAAACAGAGGAAGAGCGAGAGAGAGGGAGGCAGACAGAAGAACAGACACGAAACUUGUGACUUGACAAAAGAGGGCAGGUACCAGAGGCAGGACGAUGAAGGCCGGCGUGGGACUCUUCUCUGCACUGGCUCUGUUCCUCCUCAUGGGGGCAGUGUUGACCCAGAGACCUCGGACCAAGAAGCCCACCAAGCGUCCAGCCACCACCAGGAAGCCCGCCGUCCCCAGGCCUCCUGUACCGGCGCCGCCAGAACCCCAGGAGCCCACAGACUUCCCCCCACUCAUCCUGGGCCCCCCCUCCAUCUAUCCCGACUGCCCCCGCGAGUGCAUGUGCUCCCCGAGCUAUCCCACUUCUCUGAACUGUGAGACCAGGAACAUCCGCGUGAUCCCUGUCAUCCCGGCCAGAACCCACUACUUGUACCUGCAGAACAACUACAUCUCGGAAGUGACGGCAGAGCCGUUCGUCAACGCGAGCGAGGUCCGCUGGGUCAACUUGGCAAACAACCGCAUUCAUCGGAUAGACAAACAGGUGUUCGAGAAGAUCCCGGCUCUGCUGUACCUCUACGUGCACCGGAACCAGCUGAAGGAAGUGCCUCCAGGCCUCCCAUCGAACCUAGAGCAGCUGAGACUCGGUAGAAACGUCAUCUCAAAGAUCCCGGCUGGCGUUUUCAGCAAAAUGGCGAACCUGACUCUGCUGGACCUCUACCACAACCAGCUGAGUGACAGCGGUCUGGGAAAAAACACCUUCAAAGGCCUGAAGAACCUGAUGCAGCUCAAUCUGGCUCACAACGUGUUGAAGAAGAUGCCCGAUGGCGUCCCCAGUGGCCUCAUCCAGCUUUACCUGGACAAGAACCGUAUAGAUGACAUCCCAAAAGACUACUUCAAAGGCCUCCCCCACCUGGCGUUCGUGCGGCUGAACUACAACCAGCUGAGCGACAAAGGGCUUCCGAAGGCCGUGUUUAACAUUUCCAGCCUGCUGGACCUGCAGCUGGCCCACAACCAGCUGGCUUCCGUUCCUCUGUUCAACAGCCACCUGGAGCACCUGCACCUCAACCACAACAGCAUCGAGAGCAUCAACGGCACCCUGAUCUGCCCUCUGCCCUUCUACGGCCCAGACGCCGUCCUGGGCGAUGACAUCCUGGCCCCCAAACUAAGGUACCUGCGCUUGGAUGGAAACCACCUGAGCCCCCCCAUCCCUCUGGAUGUCAUCAUGUGCUUCAGACACCUUCACUCUAUCGUCAUUUAGUAGAAGCACACACACACACACACACACACACACACACACACACACACACACACACACACACACACACACACACACACACACAGGGCAGAGCAUGCAUCAUAAAACACAACAUAUAUCCACAAACAACGUUUGUGGUUCAAGCAUUUCAACUGCAAGAGCUGCGAGACUGAAAACUGGAGGAGUGACGGUUUAUCAGCCACUUUCUGUUUAUUAAACUUCAAAUGAGUAAAGCCUGAAAAUGCAGACACAUUGACAGACAUGCUACAGACAUGGAGUGUAGUUAUGAUGGCUACAAACAGACCCGCAGGAGAAGUAACUACCAUGUAGUUGAGAAUGUCGCAAAUGUGCCUGUGAUUUUCACGGUACUUCAUGUAAAAAUGUCAUUUUAGCCCCUGUAUUCUUAGUCUUCUGUAUAUUGUUCUUCUGUAUAAAGAAGCUUUGUAAAAAUAUUGGGAAAUAAAACUUCUUCAUUUGAUAA
Molecule: messenger RNA, 1728 nt
Organism: Betta splendens (Siamese fighting fish)
Lineage: Eukaryota; Metazoa; Chordata; Actinopteri; Anabantiformes; Osphronemidae
Gene: prelp
Product: proline/arginine-rich end leucine-rich repeat protein
Exons: 7
Coding region: 102-1250 (382 amino acids)
Molecular function (GO): protein binding
Source: RefSeq, a predicted model, not a curated record